Messenger RNA from Diachasma alloeum, 993 nucleotides. Its product is annotated as transmembrane protein 145. The record is from RefSeq and is a predicted model, not a curated record. The coding region runs from base 1 to 993 and encodes 330 amino acids. The transcript has 3 exons. Gene Ontology annotation, biological process: G protein-coupled receptor signaling pathway; response to pheromone. NCBI's taxonomy places the organism in Eukaryota, Metazoa, Arthropoda, Insecta, Hymenoptera, Braconidae.
AUGGACGAGAGGGCCAACAGUCUGCAUCGAUGGCAGUUGCUGUGGGAUGCCUCGACCAAUGGAAGUUGGAUUCAUCGCCUGAUCCCACGACUAGAUCCAUGGGUGAACAGACCGCAUGGAGAAGUGAAUUACUACCUCACGCAGAUGCUCUCAGGACACGGGUUUAAAUAUGAGGAAUCGCCGGAGUGCCCAGCCUGCCCCGGAGUCUCGGAAGAUGCAGAGCAUGUGUUCUUCACAUGCCCGCACUUCAAUGUGCACUGCAGCACUCUCGAGACUGCACUCGGAGGAAGGAUUCAGCCUGAGAACUUGGUGGAAGCCAUGUUUUCAUCAGAGACAGCCUGGGAGGUAACAAGCGCCUUCGCGGCGGAAGUCCUGAAGGACCUACGCAAGGCGGAGCAUAUUCUACCACUUUUGAUAGCUGUUGGAUUCUUUUAUAUCAUCCUUCUCGGCCUUAGUACCUAUAUGGCAAUUCAACUUCGCUACCGUCGUCUACUUCAUGUGACAUAUCGUCUGUACAUCGGAUCAGUAAUACUCCAAUCCAUUGGGAUCUGCUGCGAGAUUUACUGCUACAUUCAUCAAGGUCUCACCGGCUUUGAAGCACAUCAAACAUCACUAGCAGGAAGUCUUUACGAAGGUGGAGCAGAAAUUAUCUUCACGCUCCUGCUUUUUCUUCUCGCUCUUGGUUACACCGUCACCAGAAGUUCAUUAACUAUAAAAGAAGUCAAAUACAUCUCUUAUUUUGUGGGAAUGCUAAUCAUAUUGCAACUUACCUUAUUCGUGUAUCAGUGGGAAAUUUUUGAUCCUGGAUUGGUACUAUAUAUUUAUGAGUCCCCUCCAGGAUUCGGCCUCCUGACACUGAAGAUUCUCGCCUGGGGAAUAUUCGUAAUUUGUUGUUGGAGAACGAGUAGAAAAACUACGACAAAAUUUCAUUUCUACGCUUCUUUACUUUCAUUGGGCUCAAUUUGGUUCCUCUGUCAUCCAUUAACGGUAUAG